GAUGGAUGGAUGGAUGGAUGGAUGGAUGGAUGGAUGGACGGACGGACGGACGGACGGACGGAUGGACAUUUCUUCCCUGUGUAUUUUAACAAUCCAUGCAUGCAAUACCAGAUAUGUCCUUAUGUUGUUGUUUUUUAGGGUAAAGGGGAGUCUGAAAAUGUCUGGCACUGAAUAAGUUGUCUUUUUAAUGUCUGUGGUAACACAAAAUGACAACUGCAAAAGCUUUUUCCUAACUUAACAAGUGCAUGUUUCUGUAUUCUCUGGAUGGAGUACUUGAAAUGUCUUGCGGCGGACAGAAAAUGUUUUCCAAUUCUGGAAUGACCCACUAAUUAAACAUCUGUCUUGGCACAUUUGAAUAUUUGAUUAUUUAAGUUAAACAAGGCCUUCUAUAUGAAGGCCAAAUGCGUUUCCCGAAAGUCAACCAUCUCAGCUGAAAAACAUUUGCUUGUUUCUCAAUCAGCGACAAUGCUCCGUUGGCUGUCAGUGAAGUUCGUACUGCUGCUGGUCAUUGGUUGUUGCACUGUUGCUACCCCGCUAAAAAGUUCCGGUCGCCAAGAAGCUCACAGCGUCCUCAAAUUGAUGAGCAACCACUCCAAUGAAACAGUGGCGGUGACGCAGAGGCUCGGCGAAAACACGGAAGAACUGCACACAAAGAGUAGGUCCAGCACUCAACUCGCGGUUCAGAGCAUAGAUCUGCGGCAUAGAGACAAGAUCAUCAAACAUCUGACAGGUCCUCUUUAUGUCAACCCAAAGUGCAGGAAUCACUUUCAUAGACUUUACCAUGUCAAGGACUGUGUGGUACCAGCAUAUUUUAAAAGAUGUGCUCGUCUACUGACUCGACUGGCCAACAGCCUUCGUUGUGCCGAGAGGUGAACACUGGAAUGGCGUAACAGACACAUGGAUUGGGGCCCAAUACAAAGCAGAAAACAUCAUUUUCCUUAAACAGCUAAACUGCAGGGUGAACAUCUUGACUUCAUGAAAAACAUUUGUCGCUCGAUUUAUCCAUAUUGUGAUUUCAUGAUCGUUUUGAACAUGAAUGAAUGAAUGAAUAAAUAUUUACACUUUA
This is a messenger RNA of Syngnathus acus (greater pipefish), 1066 nucleotides long. RefSeq names its product ALK and LTK ligand 2b (gene alkal2b). Bases 391 to 873 code for a protein of 160 amino acids. The transcript is spliced from 5 exons. The record is from RefSeq and is a predicted model, not a curated record. NCBI's taxonomy places the organism in Eukaryota, Metazoa, Chordata, Actinopteri, Syngnathiformes, Syngnathidae. Gene Ontology annotation, biological process: positive regulation of ERK1 and ERK2 cascade; positive regulation of ERK5 cascade. Gene Ontology annotation, molecular function: receptor signaling protein tyrosine kinase activator activity; receptor tyrosine kinase binding.